Messenger RNA from Striga asiatica, 1345 nucleotides. Lineage: Eukaryota; Viridiplantae; Streptophyta; Magnoliopsida; Lamiales; Orobanchaceae. The record is from the annotation of a GenBank genome assembly.
UGAAAGGCAAAUUAGAAACACAAAGGAAUUUCUUGAAUUCGAUGAUAUACCCGAUGAAAAUUGAAAAUUUUAUCUAAUAAAUAAUUUAUACAGCCACAAUAGUUGUGACUUGUGAGAAAAGAAUGGACAACUUUCACCACCACUGUCCUAUAAAAUGAAAUGACUGCCACCUAAAACCCUAGCUAAAGCCCUGCCGCUUCCCUCAAGUCUCCAAAGCCUUCUCCCUUUCAUCUGUUCUUCUAGCGAAUUGCAAAAAUGGCUCUAAACAACGCGAUCCGCAGAGCAGCUUCGAGAGUUGUACUUUUGGUCAUCAGGGCUUCCGCUGGAGGUCAAAGGUACCUGCACCACCGCGCCUCUCCAGCACAGUUGUUUUCCGCCGUCAACCGUCCCUCGACUAAUCUUUUGCGGAGGUCCCUUCCGUCGUUUAUCCACCGUUUUUCUACCAAAGCCGAGUCUGAUGCGGCGCUCCUCCGAGUUAUCGAAUCUGAGAUCAAGUUCGCCGAGGAGUCUGAGGGAGGAAACGAGCCAGAGGAGGUCCCACAGGAUUUCCCUUUUAAAAUCGAAGACACUCCUGGGCAGCAAACUGUAACACUAAGCAGAAUCUAUCAAGGAGAAAAAAUAACUGUUGAAGUUCACAUGCCUGACCUCGACACUGGCAAUGAGGAUGAUGACAAUGAUGAAGGAUCAAGUGGUCCGAACAUUCCAUUGGUUGUUAGAAUCUCCAAGAUAACUGGGCCUUCUCUGGAGUUCAAUUGUACUGCUUACUCUGAUGAGAUUGUCAUUGACAGCUUGGAGGUCAAAGAUCCUGAGAUCGAUGAGGAUCAGAUUGCUUACCAAGGACCUGAUUUUUCGGAUUUGGAUGAGAAUCUGCAGAAGGCAUUCCACAAGUAUCUCGAGAUUAGAGGAAUCAAAGCCAAAACAACCAAUUUCUUGGUGGACUACAUGACCAACAAAGACACAAGGGAGUACACAGAGUGGCUCAAGAACCUUCAGAAGUUUGUUCAGGCUUAAGUUGCCAAGGAUUAUUGAGAAAUUCUUCUGCUUUGGUGGAGUUUCUCACGAACAAGUUAUUAAAAUGUGUUAAUCUAUCUACUUUCUCCUCAAACCUGCAUUCCUUCUAUCUAGAUAUUAGCUUGUUUGGAUCCCUUAUGAAACUUUUGAACUUGGUGAGCUAGCAGUGGCAAAUGUUACAAUUAUGCAUAUUCUAUAUUGUUAACUGCACAGAGGGAAAAUUGUUUAUUGCGUAUGCUCUAUUUUGAAAUUUUUCAGCUGGUUUUUAAUUCCGUUAGCCUCGUUGCAUAUCUUGGCCAUGCCUUUCCUAUUCAUUGUGUAUUCUCGUUCUCGC